AUGGCAGAGAACGCGCCCGCCAGGACUCCGGAGGAGAUCGCCAAGGAGUACGACCUGCUGCCAAAACUUGUCACCCACUUGGACCGCCACUUGAUCUUUCCCUUGCUACAAUUUCUCGAAGGUCAGGAUGAGGAGGAGCCCAGCGAGGAUGUCACCAGGACAAAAUAUGAGCUGCUGAAGAAGACGAAUAUGACGGACUACGUCGCUUCGUUGUACUGCGAGCUGGAGGGUUUGGACGAUGCCCCGGCGGAGUUCGCGACCAAGAGACAGGAGGUUCUGGAUCGGCUGGACAAAUACUCAGAAGAGAGUGAGAAGAUCACGGAUCUUCUUAGCCGAGAGGACGUUGUUACUGGACUGAGAAGUGACAAGGUCGCAAACUUGGAGUUCUUGAAGAAGGAUCACGAUGUUACCCUCGACAUGAUCAAUGUCCUGUACGACUUUGGUAACUUCCAAUACAGCUGCGGAAAUUAUCAGGCAGCCGCUGAACUCCUCUACCAAUUCCGAAUUCUUUCCACUGAUAACGACAAAGUUGCUGCCGCUACAUGGGGAAAGCUCGCAUCAGAGAUCUUGACCACAAACUGGGAGGUUGCUAUGGAGGAAGUGCAGAAGGUCAAGGAAUCGAUCGAUACCAAGCUCUUCAGCAACCCACUCGCACAACUCACUCACCGAACAUGGCUCAUCCACUGGGCUCUCUUCCCCUUCUUCAACUACGAGGCCGGCCGCGAUACUAUCUGCGAACUCUUCUUCUCCGCACCAUUCAUCAACACCAUCCAAACCGCCUGCCCAUGGAUCCUCAGAUAUCUCACAGCUGCCGUCAUCACCAACAGAAACCGCACAAGAAACACCGGACAAUACCAGAAGCAGCUCAAGGAUAUCAUCCGCAUCGUCAAGCAAGAAAACUACGAGUACCAGGAUCCUGUCACCGACUUCAUCAAGGCGCUCUACAUCGACUUCGAUUUCGAGGAGGCCCAAAAGAAGCUCUCUGAGGCUGAGGAAGUGCUCCGCUCCGACUUCUUCCUCGUUUCUGCCGCAGACAACUUCGUUGAGGCUGCCAGACAUUUGAUCUCCGAGAGUUACUGCAAGAUUCACCAGAGAAUCGAUAUCAAGGACUUGAGUGCGAGAUUGGGCUUGAACCAGGAUGAGGGCGAGAAGUGGAUCGUCAACUUGAUCAGAGAUACCAGAGUCGAUGCUAAGAUCGACUACAAGGAGGGUACAGUUGUCAUGAACCACCCACCUAGCAGCGUGUAUCAACAGGUCAUUGAGCGAACAAAGGGCGGUUUUUUCAGAACACAGGUUCUGAGCGCUGCGGUUGCGAAGUGA
Molecule: messenger RNA, 1320 nt
Organism: Cadophora gregata
Lineage: Eukaryota; Fungi; Ascomycota; Leotiomycetes; Helotiales; Ploettnerulaceae
Gene: INT6
Product: eukaryotic translation initiation factor 3 subunit E
Exons: 2
Coding region: 1-1320 (439 amino acids)
Biological process (GO): translational initiation
Cellular component (GO): eukaryotic translation initiation factor 3 complex; cytoplasm; nucleus
Molecular function (GO): translation initiation factor activity
Source: RefSeq, a predicted model, not a curated record